Messenger RNA from Rhododendron vialii, 1125 nucleotides. RefSeq names its product stromal cell-derived factor 2-like protein. Lineage: Eukaryota; Viridiplantae; Streptophyta; Magnoliopsida; Ericales; Ericaceae. The transcript has 6 exons. The record is from RefSeq and is a predicted model, not a curated record. Bases 287 to 934 code for a protein of 215 amino acids.
AAACCUUUCUCUUUCAUCUCUCUCUUUCUCUCUCCCGAGAUCUACCUCGAUCUCUCACACAGAAAAGCAUUUGACCCGACAUAUUCGGAUCAUCAGCCGUCCCAUCCCAGCAGCCGUGGCUCCGUCAGGCCUCUCCCGCAGAAAACCCACUUCUUCCAACUCCCCAUCGCCAUCACCAUCACCCAAUCACACUCCAAUUCAGAAUCCGACCCGCAUUGUAUACGGAGAACCCGAUCCGAACAUCCCUUUCUGGCAACGGACCUGGUUCCUGAUCCUACUCCUCGUUAUGGGUUUGUCUUCAUUCGCUCUCGCCGCCUUCCUGUUCGUAACCCUCGAUCCUGAUUACACUUCCUCUCCCGUUUACGCUGCUUCCUCUGAGGGCGUGGAGAUUACUUAUGGUUCUGUUAUCAAGCUUAUGCAUGAAAGGACGAAAGUUCGGUUGCAUUCCCACGAUGUCCCAUAUGGUUCUGGUAGUGGUCAGCAGUCAGUCACUGGUUUUCCCAGUGUUGAUGAUUCCAAUAGCUACUGGAUUGUUAGGCCUGAGCUAGAAUCAUCCGCUAAACAAGGGGACACAAUUAAAAGUGGAACAAACAUCCGAUUGCAACAUAUGAGGACAAGGAGAUGGCUCCAUAGCCACUUGCAUGCCUCCCCGAUUUCUGGCAAUCUCGAGGUGAGCUGCUUUGGAGGGGAUGGUAAUUCUGAUACUGGAGAUCAUUGGAGUCUUGACUUAGAGGGAGGUGGGAUGACUUGGAGGCAAGAUCAAAGGAUCAGGAUUCACCACGUUGACACCAGUGGUUAUCUUCACAGUCAUGACAAGAAGUACACUCGAAUAGCCGGAGGUCAACAAGAGGUUUGUGGUGUCCGAGAGAAGAAGGCAGAUAAUGUUUGGUUGGCAGUGGAGGGUGUCUACCUCCCAAUUACAGAAACCAAGUAGAAGUCACCAAGGUUUGACUAGACAAAGCAUUUCGCUCUCUUGGAGGGGGUUCGUUUUUUCCGGGAUCUAAGCAUCCUCAGAAUCUUGAGCAUCACAAAUUUUAAACUUGAUAUACAGUGACAGGCUAACCAUGUGUUCUUGAACAAGUUGUUCUUAUCACAAUUUAGUGGAACGCAUUUGGUUGCUUCUAA